UCGUGCUGACGCUCGCGACGCGUAUCCGAGCGACGCCGGUUAGUAAACACCAACGAUCUCCGCUAUAAGAUCUUUAGUAAACACGGCGCUGAGGCUCCCAGAAAGAAGUCAGCGGUGAGCAGAGUUUGGUGAUGGCAUGGGAAGGAGAUUACCAUUUGGAUUAUUCCUGUUCAGGCUACAUGUUGGAUUGCAUACCUGGGGAUUUGGAAUUGCAUCAAGCUCUUGAUGAUAUUGAUGAGCGACUGAAGCAGAAUGCUGCAGGUAUUGAGGAGACUGUGAAGGAACUGCAGUCGGAUCUUGAUAAGCUUUGUGCAGGGCAGAAGUUGGAGAAGAAUGGUGACUGCCUGCAAUGGUUAAAUAGUUCCAAUUGUUCCUCUGUCAAACUGUUCACAACUCCAUGUAAUCAAUUAACAGAUUUUCUUAAAGCACUGCUUCAUUUUCUGAAGACUGAAAAAGGCUUGGAAGAAAUGAUCAUGCAGCUGCUUUUGGAUCUCUCUUCUGAGUGUGGUGUUGUCUUUCCACUGACUUCAUGUGGGGCUUCGUUUCACAUUCCUUCUACUACAUCAAUUCAUACUGUUGAGGACAAUGGAUUUCUUAAUGCCCUCUCUAUGUGGGAUGAUGUGAGAUUAUAUCUUCGUAGGUUCAUCAUUGAUAAGCUUCAAAAUUGUCAAGAAAUAAAUGAUGUGCUUCCAACAAUUCAAUUGAAAACACAGUGUCUUCAGCAGCUUCUAUUUUUGUAUCCAGAAACUGAAGUUCUAACUAGAUAUCAAAAUAUGCAGUACCAAUCUGUGCAAGAUUUGUUACAGAAUAAAGUAUUGAUCAACAUCAGUGAGAUCAGUUUUGACGAAAUGACUCAUGGGUUUGAAGUCGUGAUUCCUUUGGUGUUAACCAUGAUGAGACAAGAUUUAUAUGCUUUACGAACACUUGCGGAGGAUUCUAAAGUACAGAAAUUUAUUAACGAUACGUACCUACAAAAUAUUGCAAGUGAGCUUUACAUUUUGAUUGAAAAGUUUUGUGAGCAGCAGCUGAAGAAAAAUGCAUUGCAUUCGACAAAGCAACUUUCGACAAAGGCAAACAAAUAUUUAAACAAACAAAAGCGAACAGUACAUUCUGUGGUUACCCAGGAGCAGUCGAAGCAGAUAGGAGACUUGGAUAUCACUACCCACCAGCUUAGAAGUCUUUCCCAACUGAUAAAAAUUCUUAUUCUUCUGGAAAAAAGAAUGAAAGAACUUCUUUCAGAGGUCUUUUUGGAAAGCACUUUCACACAGCAAGGCAGAAAUGUUCGAGGAGUGCUAAAGAAGGCCCCAACAAAUAUUGACAUGCCAUCAGAUAUGAACAAAACCUGCAUGCAAGAUGACCAGUUGCUAUUUAUGGCUGAGUAUGUUUCUCUAGAAUGUGACUGGAGAAAUGCUUUCAAGGAGUUGGCUCAUUCUGCAGCCUACUCUGUGAAGAUGGUAAUUGAAGAAAUAUGUUCAAAAUACCUUGAACAAGAAACAAACCUUUACAACUCAGGUAAAAGCUUAGCAAUGUGCACACAAUCUGUGGAAGCUACAUGGAAUCAAUGUACGGAGAAAGAACCAUCUAAAAAAGUCACAAAGUUUUGUACUGACAUCAUGAUGGAUAUUGAUACGCUAUUUCCAUUGGCCCUGGCAAGCAAUGAAAACUUUCUUCAGGAAAUUAGGGAAAACUUUGUGGAAAGUUAUUCCAAAGUGGCUGCAGAUGUCCUAUCUCGACUUGAAGAGAGAAGCAAAGACGUUCCUUCUAAGGUUCCAGUGCAAAACCUAUAUAUUAUCCUCUCCACAGCGAUAUUUGUCCAUAAUUUCUUAACCAAGUAUGAAAAUGCACUGAAACAGACGAGUAAAAAUAGGUCGUUGUUUUUGCUGCCAGUUCAGCAGUAUCAAGAAUUCAUCAAAGUGAUCCAAUUUCAAAUUACAAGCUACAACAUAAGAGUUUGUGCCACAAGUAUUUUCCAGGAUGCCCAGAGCCACCACUGGGAAGACUCCAAAUCAUUUUAUGAGGGGGAAAGAUGUUCCUUUUCCAUUCAAAUGUGGCAUUACCACUGUUGUGCUCUCCGUCAUGAUCUCUGGAGUGUGGUUCCCGCUAAGAUAGCCCAGGAGCUCCUCGCUGAGGUGUUGAGUGAAACCUUAUCCAUUCUGGCAUCCAGAUACUCUCAGUGCUGUCCUACAUAUAAGAGAACCUCACAGUUAAGAACUGACAUUACAGCCAUCCUUCUUUGCACUGAAAACCUUUUAUGGUCGGUUUGCCAAUCAGCUGAAGAAUUGCUUCAGCCUUUGGAGGAUACGUCUCACUGGAUUUUCACCAUUCACAAUCAUUGCAAUGCACUUCUUGCUGCUCUUGCUGUUUUGACAUCACCACUUGACAAACUGUACGAAGUAUUUUGUGGUGGUUUCUGUGAAUAUGAUGCUGCACAACCUUUAAAGCCAGUGAAUUGUGGCUUACUGGAAUGGUUACGUUGGAUUCAAAGUUCUUUUUCUUAUGAAUUACUCAGCUCACCAUCGUGUGAUAAGAUAUCUGUUGAUCAGCACCUUACAUUGUUAUUAUCACAACCCCGCUGCGAUUGGAACUUACUUCUGCAAAUACUUAUACUUCAGGAUUGUCUGGUCCCUCGAAUUCUGCUGAAUAAUAUGUCAACUGAUCCAAAAAAUGUUGUUGAUGAAUACAUAGAAGAAAAACAAUCAGCAUUGAUAGAAGCAAUUGUGAUGGUAAUGGCAUACUGCAAAUCAUUGCCCAAAGAUCUUGGAAUUGUUCUUGAAGGCUACAUGGACAAACAUCAGCUGUGGAAUAAAUUGUGUUACUUAGCAGCUGAAGAUGAGUCAGAUGUGCCAAGGUGUCUGAAGUUGUUCAUAUCCAAAGCAAUCAAGCCAAUUUUAAAGCACGUCAUCUCCUUGCUUCAUACGUGGCAAGCUCUGGAAAAUCCUGGCACAUGUCACAAGCAAGUGCCUCCUGAGAGUUUACUCAGUAAAAUUCCCAAAGAAUGGGAUUAUGUACCAAGGGAAUUUAAAAGAAGAGAAUAUGGAAAAAAUUUUACAAAACAUGCUGCUCAAGUUAUUUCAGUUUUAAUUGAUAACCUGCCUGCAAUAAUUGUUUCAAUACCUUCAACGAUUAAAUACCUCUUCAAUUUAGCAGAAAAAAAAUUAAUGAACAAUAUUCCUGAACUCAUAAAUUCAUACCUUCUUUGGUAUGUUAUUACGAUAUUUUGCCGAACUCUGGAAGAUGGAAAUGCUACAGAAUUAAUUUCAGGUUUCACAAUAGACAGAUGGUGUAAAGGCAAACUGGAGCUGGUGAGUGAAUGUCUGUUAAACAUUAUGGGACAGCAAAAGGAAAAUCCCAAACCAGUAAUACAGAAGAUCAUCAACUGUCUGGAAAAACAAAGACCUAAAUGGAUUGAAGGCCAACUACAAAAUGCAAAGAAGUUCUGCUCGGAUAGUGCAUUUCUCACAGACAAAGAUUCGAUUGCACAGGAAAAAGACUGUAUGGCUGAAUUGACUGAGCAGAAAAUAAGUAUGAUGCUCCUGGAUAUUUGCCACCAGCCAGGUGGUAAUGAAUACCUGAGACAGAUUUAUCACAUCAUCCAACUCAAUGAGGAUUGGUUGAAAGAACAAAUUUAUUCUCAGGAUAUUUCACAUGGAUUUGGGACGUCACAGAAUCCCAAGCAAUUUAUUUUGAAUGGGUUUCAUCAACCUUUGAUGUUUAACCCUAUGCAUGUUUUCAACCACAUUGGCUCUACUAACUUUAACCAGUCAACUAUAACUGAAUGGAAUUGGGAUUGGUCAAAAGUACUGCGUAGUACUCUGGGACUGAGUCAGUUGACCUUCAGGACGUUGCUAGCAAACAGAUGGGAAAUGCAAGCUUACUCAACUCUUGAAGCCAAAGAAAAGGAUAUGAUAGACUACCUACAAAAAAUGUAUUUUACUGAGGUCAAAGACAAUUAGAAUGGCAAUCAUGUUAAUAAAAUGUCACUGGUUCAAUUCUUGUUUUUGUUUUUCUAUCAAUUGAAUGUAAAAAUAUUAGAAGAAUGCAAAAGUUUGAAACAUUAGAAGAACAUAUGCAAUUGUAUUCAUAAUUAAACAUAGCCUUUGUUCAAUGGAAGUUGUCUAAUUCCUGUAACAUAAAAAUGUACUAUGAAGAUAAAUUGGAUUUAAAUUGCACUUCUGUAGAAAUUAGUUAGAUUUCCCGUGUAGGGUGAGAGUUACAUUAUUUACCUCUCGCCCUGACGCUUCAGGAGUUUAUCUGGAAUACAGAAAUCUGCUAGGAAUCAAAUAGCAAUCUAAUUCCUGCCCCAGAUAACCAAUAGUCCUUGUUAGAAAACACAUAUUAUGAAUGUUGAGUUUGUGCAGGUGUUGUGUUCUUUAUAAUAUGUAAUACAUCGAUGUGCACACAUUAAAACUUGCUUCAAAGAAG
Amblyraja radiata (thorny skate) is the source of this 4422-nucleotide messenger RNA. Its product is annotated as KIAA0825 ortholog. The transcript has 20 exons. The record is from RefSeq and is a predicted model, not a curated record. NCBI's taxonomy places the organism in Eukaryota, Metazoa, Chordata, Chondrichthyes, Rajiformes, Rajidae. The coding region runs from base 132 to 3953 and encodes 1273 amino acids.